CAGCACGAGCUCUUCUUCACGAGCUGGAAGCGUGGAGUUGAAACCGGAGACCGAGAGGAGCGAGGUCGCCGUUGUAGUUUGUUUUAAAGUGGAGAGAAAAGUGAGAUAAAGUCUCGGGUGAAGCCCCCCCUUUCGGCUCGUGUCGUCCACACAGUGCCGGAUUUGGAGGAAACCACUCGUUAGUAUGAAACAGUCGCCGAAUAACAACAAUUAAGUCGGGCUCGCGCUACAUGUCUAGCUGCUAGGCUAGCUAGCUAACAGUUAGCCGCAGAAGCUACUUCGGCUAGCUGGCUAGUGGCGAGGUCCAGCCCAGAAAAGUUGUUUACCCCAGGUUGUGGAGGUGGUCACCCUCCCCGAACUUUUUUCCCCACGAUUUUUCAUUUUUUUCGGGUAAACAAAUCGAGGACCAGCGGUUCACACUGGAUUUAACAGCGUGUGCUGUCUGGAAACGAGCAGGAUGUCCGCAGAGGUUCAGUGCAGUCAGGUCGACUCUGGUUUGACAGCGGCGGCGGUGGUGGAGGUGGAGGAGGACAAGAAGAACCAAAACCAGUCCGAGGGGCAGAAAGACCGACGAGACGAAGGGGAAGAGGGACCGAGAGGCUUCGAAACCCCGCUGAAGGAGGAGGCAGAGGCGGCCAGGAGCCCCACGGACACCCACAUGGAAUGCAAAGAAAACGACAAGGAAAACGAGCAAAGCGGCAGCAAUGCUGACUCUGCCGCUGCGGACGCGGUGAAGAGGAAAGUUGUUGAGGCUCCUCCACCCAAAGUCAACGCGUGGACUAAGAGGACCACGGGCAGAGUGUCCAUCAACAACAUCAGCUCCCACGAGAAAGAUCAACAAAACGCUCUGAAGGUCGUCCGAGCCAGCAAACCCAGAAUGAGAAAGCCCAGCAAGUCGAGUGACUUCAGUGACAUCACAAACUGGCCCACACCUGGUGAACUGGCCAAAGAGCAACAGCAGAACGUCAUCAACAACAACGGAAAGAAGCCUUCGUCCGCGCGCAGGGAGAAGGAGAAGCGACGGGAGCGACCGGACCGCAAGUCGGAGAGCAGCCAUGACGGCGGUGAGAGCAAAGAGAACCAGGAGGCUCAGCCGGACCCGCUGGGAGACCUGCCCAAAGACGGAGAGUUGAAGGCGGGACAGGACGCCAAGAGCCUGAAGAAGAGAGGAGGCGAGGGUAACAAACGUAAGUGGGUUUCUCUGCCGCUGGAGGACGCGUCCCGGGACGACGGCGACAAGAUGCCCAGUGGUGGCCCGACGCGCUCGGACACAGACCCCACCAGCGGCUCCCCCGACCCCACGUCGCCCAAUCACACGCUCCAUAAUAGGCCACAUGAUAGCAGCAGGAGUUGGAGAAGAGAGCCGCGGGAUUUCGGAGACGAUAAUGGGAGUGUUCGAAGCGAAAGUGGGAGCACUCGAGGAGGAUUGCGAGGCCGGGGGAAAGGGCGCGGGCGCGGGAGAGGUCGUGGAAGAGGUCGCUACGAAUACUCAAGCUUCCGGGACUCCCAGUCUUCCGAUGGCUCGGCUCAGGGUCCCUCGGAGUUUGGCACCAACAUGGUUUACUAUUACGACGACGGCAGCAAGGUCCAGAUGUACACAGUGGACGAAAAGCUCCUGAAGGAAUACAUCAAACGUCAGAUUGAAUACUACUUCAGCCUUCACAACCUCGAGCGUGACUUCUUCCUGCGGAGGAAGAUGGACGUGCAGGGCUUCCUGCCCAUCUCCCUUAUCGCCAGCUUCCACAGAGUUCAGGCCCUCACCACUGACAUCAGCCUCAUCAUGGAGGCUCUGAAGAAAAGCACAGAGGUGGAGCUGGUGGACGACAAGGUUCGCUGUAAAAUUGACCCGGAGCGUUGGCCCAUCCCCGCCCCUCCCGUCGUGGGCUCCCCUCACACCGACUUCUCCCAGCUCAUCAACUGUCCCGAGUUUGUUCCUCGACAGACCCUCAGCUCCACAAACUCUGAUCUUUCAGCCUCGUCGCCUGUGAAGGAGUCUCCUCCCGAAUCUGCCGAGUCUCAGGACUCGGUUGAGCCCGACUCCUCCAGCCAGGACUCGCUCCCCGCCACGGAAACGACAUUGAAAGACGCCCCGCCCCCAAAACCCGACCCCGAUGCCUGGAUCCAGGUGGAGAAACGUCACAAACAGCCGUCUGGAAAGACAAAGGGAGACGGUAAGACUCCUCCUCCCUGCCACCCGGCUCCUCUGCAAACUGAGGUGGACCAGGAGGAGCUGGACUUCCUGUUUGACGAGGAAAUGGAGCAGAUGGCGCCCAGGAAAAACAAGUUCACCGACUGGUCAGACGAUGACGACUCGGACUAUGAGCUGGACGACCAGGACGUCAACAAGAUCCUCAUCGUCACCCAGACCCCGCCUUAUGUCCGGAAACACCCUGGCGGCGACCGGACAGGGAACCACGAGUCCCGGGCCAAGAUCACCACGGACCUCGCCAAAGCCAUCAACGACGGGCUGUACUACUAUGAACAGGACCUGUGGAAGGGAGAGGAACCGAUCGAGGGCGCCAAGCAGGAAGUGGAAACCUUCAAGAAGCUGAACGUCAUCAGUAAAGACGAGUUUGACACUCUCACCCCCAAAGUGCCCGUCGACCCAAACCAGGAAGUCCCACCUCCUCCAAUGCCAGUGGACAGCGCAGCACAACUGUCGCAUUCUCUGCCUGCAACGGUCCCCGAGUCGCCCAGCACUCACCAGCCCCGGACCCCCAGAACGCCUCGCACGCCCGGACGCCAGGACCCCAACAAGACCCCGCGCUUCUACCCCGUCAUGAAGGAAAGUGGCAACGUCGACGGACAGAUGCCAAGGAAGAAGAAGACACGCCACAGCUCUAACCCUCCUCAGGAGGCGCACAUCGGCUGGGUGAUGGACUCACGUGAACACCGGCCGCGCUCAACGUCCAUCAGCAGCUCAAAUGCGUCUCCAUCAGAGGGCGCUCCGCUGUCAGGAAGUUACGGCUGCACCCCUCAGUCCCUGCCCAAGUUCUGGCAUCCAUCCCACGAGAUGCUGAGGGACAACGGCUUCACCCAGCAGGGUUACCACAAGUACCGCCGACGGUGCCUUAAUGAGAGGAAACGGUUGGGGACCGGUCAGUCUCAGGAGAUGAACACUCUCUUCAGGUUCUGGUCCUUUUUCCUGAGGGACAACUUCAACAGGAAGAUGUACGAGGAGUUCAAACAGUAUGCGCUGGAAGACGCCAAAGAUAACUACAGGUAUGGACUGGAGUGUCUCUUCAGAUACUACAGCUACGGUUUGGAGAGGAGAUUCAGGUUAGAUCUGUUCAAGGACUUUCAAGAAGAAACCCUCAGGGACUUUGAGAAAGGUCAGUUGUAUGGUCUGGAGAAGUUCUGGGCCUUCUUGAAAUAUUCAAGGAUGAAGAACCAGCCCAUUGACCCCAAGCUGCAGGAACACCUCUCCAAGUUCAAGACUCUGGAGGACUUCAGGGUGGUGCCCCCGAUAGGAGAGGAGGGAGGCAGGAGGAGACGUCACUCGUCCUCGGCCGGGGACGAAGGGAGACGUCGGCGACAUCCUUCCAACACUACCUCAAAACCCGCGCAGGCCUCCAAAUCCUCCAGCAACACUGCUGCUCAACCUGCUGCUGCUCAACCUGCUGCUGUGCAGAAUACACCCAAAGACAACAACCAGAAACCAGCAGCUGCGGCUGGAUCAGCCACCCAGGCCAAGAAGGCGGAGUCAGGAGCCGGGAAGAAGCAGAAUGUGGCACCAAAUAAAUAAAGCGACCUUCGUUGAGGUGUGGUUGUUGAAUAGACGAGAAUCAGAGCGUGGCAGCGGCUCUGAGCUCCAGUAUUUGCUCUGUUUCAGACGCAAACUGUCCUGGUAUGAAGAGAGGCCGAGCGUGGUUGACUUAAUUUGGUUGUUUUUAUCAGUGCAUUUCAUUUUCAAGCAAAGCAAGCAAGUGCAGGCAGUGAGCUUGAUUCUGUGCUCCUCCCGGCUUCUAAUGUUUACAGACGAAAAAACACAAAAAAAAACAAAAAUGCAUUCCCUGCAUUUUGCCUCUCUCUUUCUCUCUCUCUCUUUCUCUUGGAUGCCAAACCUGUCAACACGUUUGUUGAUCUCCACAGUGCUGAUCCGUACAGAGCUGCCGAGCUGUGAGUCUAGUUUUGCCAAGAUAUAUAUAUAUAUAAAAAAAAAAGAAAUAAGGAGAGACGCUGCAGAUUUGUCUUGUGUGCCUUAAUCUGAUUCACCAGGACGACUGGAGGACGAUCGGUGACAAAAUAGCCAAAAUUCUGCCUUUAAAAAAAUCCAAAAAACCCAAAAAUGUCUUCCCAUCUAAUAGGAUUUGUGUUUGAAUGUUUUUGUUUUUUUUAAAAAAAGUGCCACCGCCACUCGCCGUUAGUUUAAUCAUGAGACAUAAAUAAAUUAUGUCUUCAUAUUGACAAUCAAUGUCGACAUCUGCAGUCAUAAAUUUAUGGAGUGACGCCAAGGCUGUUUCUCCGUACACACAAAUGUACCAUGAUGUGUUUAUUUUUGUUUU
This is a messenger RNA of Solea senegalensis (Senegalese sole), 4505 nucleotides long. RefSeq names its product La ribonucleoprotein 1B (gene larp1b). The record is from RefSeq and is a predicted model, not a curated record. Gene Ontology annotation, biological process: positive regulation of translation; mRNA stabilization. NCBI's taxonomy places the organism in Eukaryota, Metazoa, Chordata, Actinopteri, Pleuronectiformes, Soleidae. Gene Ontology annotation, molecular function: RNA cap binding. The coding region runs from base 458 to 3745 and encodes 1095 amino acids. Gene Ontology annotation, cellular component: cytosol; cytoplasmic stress granule. The transcript has 19 exons.